AUGUCCGUGUCCGCAGAGGAGGUUGCCAAGCACAACAAGGACGGUGACGACAGCGACUGCUGGGUGAUCGUUGGCGAUCAGGUGUUGGACGUGACCGCCUUUCUCUCCGAACAUCCCGGUGGCAGGAAAUCGAUCAUGAUGUUCGCUGGCAAGGACGCCACAGAGGAGUUCGACAUGCUCCACGACCGCAAGGUGCAGAGAUCUGCAUCAAAGCUUGCGGAAGGGUCAAACGGCUGUCACGGCUCUUCCCAUCCGCCUUUGAUCGUCUGCCGGCAGGUCAUCAAGAAGUAUGGCCUUGACGAGGCAUUCGUUGGAGCACAGUGUGCCCAUGUCCUUGCAACACGGAAAGAUUCUGCCGUGGGGGCCGAGGGCACCGUCGUGCUGAAGGGCACGAUCAAGAAAUGA
Messenger RNA from Symbiodinium sp. CCMP2592, 405 nucleotides. Lineage: Eukaryota; Dinophyceae; Suessiales; Symbiodiniaceae. The record is from the annotation of a GenBank genome assembly.